Monodelphis domestica (gray short-tailed opossum) is the source of this 726-nucleotide messenger RNA. RefSeq lists its product as uncharacterized. The record is from RefSeq and is a predicted model, not a curated record. NCBI's taxonomy places the organism in Eukaryota, Metazoa, Chordata, Mammalia, Didelphimorphia, Didelphidae.
GAGUAAUGAUAAUGAUUAUAACAAUCAACAUUUGAAUCAAAUUUAAAGGUUAACAAAGCAUUUUAUCUCAUUCAUGUAACAUUUCUGAGGCUCAGACAUGGGACUCUCUUUCUCUCCUGUACAGCAUCAGAGAGCUCCUACUUGAAGGUUUUCAACCUCAAAUUCACCAUCCUCAACCUGUUCUACACAACAGACAUGGGUCAAAGGGGCUCCAGCAAAUUCAACUCCAUUGAGGAUGUCCUGCAACCUCUGAUCAACAACUUGUUUAGAAAAAGCAGCUUUGGCCCUCACUAUUUUGGAUGCAGGCUGACUUUGUUAAGGUCUAUGAAGAAUAGGAUAGCAACAGGAGUGGAUGUCGAAUGUGCUUAUCAAGAAGAUUCCUCCACCCCUGUCCUGGAUCGAGAGAAGAUUUACUGGGAGCUGAGUGAACAGACCCAUGGAAAAACAAGGCUGGGACCCUACAUUCUACAUAAGGAAAGCCUUUAUGUGGAUGGGUAUACCCAUCAGAUACCAACCACCACCACAAACACCUGGAGACCCAGUCUAGAGGCUUUCACCCUGAACUUCACCAUCACCAACCUGCUGUACACAGAAGACAUGGGGCAGAAGGAUUCCAUCAAAUUCAAGUCUACUGAAAAGAUUCUUCAGAACAUGCUUGGCCCUUUGUUUGAGAACAGCAGCCUUGGCUCCAGUUAUUCCAGGUGCAAACUGACUUUCCUAAGGUGA